Iphiclides podalirius (scarce swallowtail) is the source of this 366-nucleotide messenger RNA. The record is from the annotation of a GenBank genome assembly. Lineage: Eukaryota; Metazoa; Arthropoda; Insecta; Lepidoptera; Papilionidae.
AUGUCGAAACCCUGCAAAUUUCGUAACCGUAAAAACAAAAACAUACCGACGAGUCGAACUGAUCCGUACUGCACUCCGGUUAGGUCGACGGCGCAGGUGGGGCGCGUUUCGCGAGCGGUCAACGGAGGCGUGCGCGUAUUACGAAACGCUGGUCCGAACUGUGGCCGCGGGCGAGCCGCUUCCGUGGGUAUAUCGUCGGGAGCCUUUAGGACACGUCACGGACGCACCCGAAAACCGAAACCGAGCGGGCGAUCCGCUGGGGACACGCCGCGGCUCGCCGAGAAUGACGCACUGCAUGUGUCGCAACCGAGGGGGCCGCGUAACCUUUCCACGAGAAGUUCGCAAACGGGCUGGUUGUUUGCUUGU